AUGGGGCAGCGGAGGGGUCCGGCCGUGCUGCUCCUCGCCCUGGGGCACCUGGCCGGGCUGCUGGCAGCGGGACCCGUCUGCGCCGAUGCUUACCGGGGCCUCUCGGACUGCGUCCUCAAGCUGGGGGACAGCAUGGCCACCUACGAGGAGGAGGAGGGCAUCGAGCAGCAGGGGCUGCACCGAGUCUGCAGGUACUGGGAUGAAUUCCACACCUGUGCCCUGACGGUGCUCUGGGAAUGCCAGAAGGAAGCGGCGGCCGUCUGGGAGAUGCUGAGAAGGGAGUCCCGAAAAAACAGGUUUCAAGGCAGCUUGUUCGACCUCUGCAGCCCCAGCAUGGCCCAAAGCUCUGCCUGGACCCAUGUUCCCAACGUUUCCAUCCUCAGUAUCCCCCUCAUCGUCACUUGGGUGAACUUAUAAACCGCAGCUCUGUGAGUAUCCCAACAAAGGCAGUGGCAGUUUGUGCCGUGGCAUCUUUCUGAUGGUUUUUCCAAGCCUGAGGAAUGUCCUGUGUGGAGCUCAGAGACACUCAGCUCCAUCCUGCACCUGUGGGACAUGGGAGAGCUUGGCAGGAUCUCCUGGGUGUUCCUGUUUGUCUGUAAUUUGGAAUAAUGCCUGUCCAUUUCUGCUUCAAGACACAGAUCUGGCUGUCUGGAGAAUUUGGGAGCUUAUAGAUAUGGGGCAGAGGAUUUAGGAAAAAGUGAUAAAUUCUGGAAAAAUGGCAAAUGUUGGACUCUUUCCACUCUUCUAUGGCUACUGGAAGGAAAUUUGUUUGCUGACUAUUUCCACCAGAUGAACUCUCCAGGCUUUGGAUUUGGGCACUGAAAACAAGAUGGGCAUUUUGACCACUGAGAUGCAAGGGGUGG
Empidonax traillii (willow flycatcher) is the source of this 863-nucleotide messenger RNA. RefSeq names its product neuritin-like. Gene Ontology annotation, biological process: neuron projection extension; nervous system development. The record is from RefSeq and is a predicted model, not a curated record. Lineage: Eukaryota; Metazoa; Chordata; Aves; Passeriformes; Tyrannidae. The transcript has 3 exons. Gene Ontology annotation, cellular component: plasma membrane. Bases 1 to 417 code for a protein of 138 amino acids.